This is a messenger RNA of Suillus plorans, 1010 nucleotides long. RefSeq names its product UbiA prenyltransferase family. Gene Ontology annotation, molecular function: 4-hydroxybenzoate polyprenyltransferase activity. Gene Ontology annotation, cellular component: mitochondrial inner membrane. The coding region runs from base 56 to 892 and encodes 278 amino acids. The record is from RefSeq and is a predicted model, not a curated record. NCBI's taxonomy places the organism in Eukaryota, Fungi, Basidiomycota, Agaricomycetes, Boletales, Suillaceae. The transcript is spliced from 9 exons. Gene Ontology annotation, biological process: ubiquinone biosynthetic process.
UACGAUUCCGUAUAUUUCUGAAAACAGUUCUCUCCCCCUUACACACUCGUUACAAAUGCCCCCCAAGGCAAGAUCAUUGCUCGAGCUCACCAGGCUUCACUUGGGGUCGUGGGGCUUGCUGGCGGCAUCAUACCAUGUAGCAUUACCCACGAAUGAAGUUGUCACGAACACUUUGUUCUAUGCGUUGUUAGGCACGCUGGUACAUAGUGCAGGCUGCGUCAUAGAUGACAUGCUUGACCGCGAGUUCGAUCGCAAAGUUGCUGUCACUAUUCCAGAGGCCUCAGCUCUUCUGAUCGUGCUCGUUGCUCCCAUUUUUUACAUGUUCUCAACUGCUGGCCCUACAGCUCUGUUACUCGGUCUUGUUGGACUCCCAGCUUGUGGUGGAACGUAUCCGCUAAUGAAGCGCUGGAUGUAUUGGCCGUCUUUGUACCUUGGUUUUGCUGUUAGCUGGGCCAUCCCAUUCACAUGGGUGGCAAUUACGGGUGAGUUUGAUUGGGGCAUGAUACUGAAUGUCGGAGUCGCGUCAUGCUGCUGGACGUGUAUUUACGACACUAUCUACGCGUGUCAGGACAAGAAGGACGACGAAAAGGCUGGAGUCAAGUCCAUGGCAGUCCGUCUGGGCGAUGGCAUUCGUCCUGCAUUGAGCGUAUUUGAUGCGAUAUUCUUUGCGUGUCUUCUGUGGGCUGGGUACUUGAAUGGCCAGCACCUACCGUUCUACGUGAUGAGUGUCAUUGCGCCCUUCCUCCUCUGUCUGUGGCACAUAUGGUCAUUUGAUCAUAAUGAUCCCCAAGACAGCUCGAAGACAUUUUCGGCAUGUCGCCACGGCGCAGCGUUGGUGUGCGCAGGAUUGGUCGUGGACCAUUACUGUAAUCUUGUGUCCCUGGCCAUUUGAGCAUGUACUUUCAUCUCAGGCUGGAUUCGAGGUGACGCCUUCAACCAUCUUGUUAAUGUACUUACCACAACCUUGCACUUGCCUGUUGUUAUCCUGGAGUGUCGCUCUUGUUGUCUAA